Ogataea haglerorum is the source of this 2427-nucleotide messenger RNA. RefSeq lists its product as uncharacterized. Gene Ontology annotation, cellular component: endosome. NCBI's taxonomy places the organism in Eukaryota, Fungi, Ascomycota, Pichiomycetes, Pichiales, Pichiaceae. The transcript has a single exon. Bases 1 to 2427 code for a protein of 808 amino acids. Gene Ontology annotation, molecular function: protein binding. The record is from RefSeq and is a predicted model, not a curated record. Gene Ontology annotation, biological process: protein transport to vacuole involved in ubiquitin-dependent protein catabolic process via the multivesicular body sorting pathway.
AUGCCCAAGUUUAUUUCUGUUCCCCUGAAAAAAACCAAGCCUGUUGACUGGACAGGCCCUUUGAGUACCUAUAUUGGCCGUGUUUACGGCAAGGCCAGUGAUUUCGAGCACGAAAUCGCCACCUUUGACAAGCUAAGGACAGAUAUUAUCCACUGCGACGAGGACCCGAUUGGCAGAGAUCUAUACUAUAGAUAUUAUGGCCAGCUUGAGAUGCUCGAGCUCAGAAUUGCCGUGGACAUACUGGGAAUUGAGUUCUGCUGGUACGACGCCUACGUUCCCUCCGUCUCCCACAAGCAGCACUCGCUGGCAUUUGAGAAGGCGAGCGUUUUAUUUAAUUUGGCGGGCAUAAUGUCACACCUCGCCGCCACAGCAGAAGAAUUGAAGGUCAGCUACGAAUGGUUCCAGAAAGCUAGCGGAGUUUACCAGUAUAUCCAAGAGAGUUUUCUGCACGCUCCUUCCGACGACCUUAGUGUUCAGAGCAUGCAGGCUCUUGCAAAGUUGAUGCUUGCACAGGCACAAGAAGCUUUCUUACUGCGAUACAUCGAAACCACACAAGAGCCAAAACAAUCGCUCUUGGCCCGCUUGGCCAAAUCUACUGCGAAAUUGUACGGUUCAGCAUCCGAGCUAAUACAGAACGUCAAGACCAUGCAGUACAACUGGCACCAAUACACUAAAUUGAAGGAACUCUACUAUCUGUCUUACGCAAAUUUUCAGCAUUCUCAGCUACUCAAAAGCUCAAAUAAGUAUGGCCAGGCCAUCGCCUAUAUGAGACUGGCUGAAGAGACUAUAAAAAAGCAUAGCGGUUACAGCUCUUUAUUCGAUCCAGCAUUCAAGGACAAGCUUAAGGAACAUGCCAAACUUGUGAAGUCAGAGUAUGAACUGCUAGAGAAGGAUAACGAUUUUAUCUACCACGAUAUGGUUCCAAACCCAUCCACUUUACCGGAAAUCAAGCCUAUGGAUAGUGCCAAGGCCAUUGGCCUUGCUGAUCAGAAAAUCUCAGAGAUUGUUGGCAAGGACUUGUUCGAUAGGAUCGUUCCCUUGAAAGUUCACGAGCAAUCGAGCAUGUACUCUGAGGAAGUUGCCAAGCUGCUUAGGGCCGAGAGCGAGAAAUGUGAGCUGGCUGAUCUUGAGCUAAACUCUACGCUCGAAUUUCUUCAGCUUCCAAAGUCGCUUGUCGACCUUCGUUUUCUUCUAGAGGAACCGAACAGCAACGAAAGCAAUGAGGUCAAUGCAGACUCGAUUGAUGCGCGAGUGGUGCAAGGAGCAGCAGCGAUCAUGAACGAGCCGGUGGAUAACUCGAGGUCUGCGAACCUCAGAGCACAGGUACAAAGCAAUGUUGAUACCUGUGACAGGCUCGUUGCUCAGGAAGCUCACAAAUAUGACUCGAACAAAGCCAAGUAUGGCACAGCGUGGGUCCAGGAACAGUAUCCUGCUGCGCUGAUGAACCUGAAGCAAGAUCUUGCACGCGCGAAAAAGUCUCUACUGGAUGCAAGCGAGACAGAUAAGAAGAUUGGUGCAAUUUACAAUAAGAUCAAGUCAGAUGUUCAAAUAUUGAGCAAAGGUAUAUCUAGUCCUGAGGUGGCCCGUGAGUACAAUAAGACCACUAAGGAGCCCGAAUCUUUACUGGACAUGGACGAUGAGCCGGUGAAUCUGGCUGGAUCGAGACAAAAACUGGCCAAAGUCGAUAGCAAACUGCAAGAGCUGAGGUACCUUCAAAAAGAAAGAUCCAACACCUAUGAGGAUUUGAAGGAGAAAGCUCACAACGACGAUAUCUCGAAGUCCCUAAUUAUGAAUCGGAAUACGACCCAGAUAGAGGACAUUUUCGAGGCUGAGUUGGCGAAAUUCCGGCCAUAUCAGGAAAGAAUAGCUUUGACAGUUGAUAAACAGAUUCCAUUGAUCAACGAUCUAAAAAGGGCAAUGAACGAGGUGUUGGAUGACUCUACGAUAAAAUAUAGACUCAAGAAGCGCGAGUCGUCAAAGAGCACUACACAGACAGUCAACGCGCGGUUUCUCAAUUCAAUUGAGCAGUGGAAUACGUACAAAGGCGGUGUUGCUGAAGGUGAAGCUUUCUAUGAACGGUUGCUCACUUUCACCUCCAAUUUGCGAUUUGCACUUGAAAAGCUGGUGAGUGAGCGUAGCAACGGGGCAGAUAAACUUGUUCACCAGAUAGAGACGAACGGUCCGCAGAGAGACCAGGACUUGCUGCGGCAGCAGUUUGAACGGUUCAGCUUGCAGAACCAGGCGCCUGCGGGACAGUUCGGCCAGCCAGCCAGUUUUGCCUCUUCGUUUUCUUCUCCAGCAGGGUCGUUCUCGAGUCCGUCGGCCGCGCCGCCACUGCCUUCGAAGCCCACCACCACCACGGAUUUCUAUAGCACUCCAUCUGCCUAUGAUCCGUCUCUCUAUUCACAGUUCAACAGGAGAGUGUAA